[Candida] anglica is the source of this 2028-nucleotide messenger RNA. Lineage: Eukaryota; Fungi; Ascomycota; Pichiomycetes; Serinales; Debaryomycetaceae. The record is from the annotation of a GenBank genome assembly.
AUGUCAUCUCAAAACCAAGCAGUUGAACUCUUGGGCAAAAGCGCAGGUUAUGGUGUUCUCGUGGGUGUGGGUGCCCUUUUUGCAAUUGGUAUAGUCAUUGCUACCAAGCUCCUGAAUAAGUACUUGAACGAAAACUCAAACUCCACGGAAAUGUUUAUGGUUGCAAAUAGAAGCGUGGGGAUCGGUUUAACUAUUAGUGCGGUCUACCUGUCAUGGAGUUGGGCUACAUCCUUUUUGUGGAGUGUCACCAUGGUUUACUUGUACGGGGUUAUGUCCACAUUGUGGUAUGGGGCGGGUAUAACCUUCCAGAUCUGUCUCAUGGCGGUGCUUGGGAUUGAAGCAAAGAAGAAGAUCCCUGGAAGUCAUACCUCGUUGGAGAUCGUUGAAAUCAGAUACGGUAAAGCCUGUCACAUCUUGUACAUGUUCCUCUCCUUGGUUAACAACUUGUUGUCGUGCUCCUCGAUGAUUUUGGGAGCUGCUGGUGCCAUCUCUGUCAUUGCUGGGAACCUCAACAUUGUUGCUAGUACCAUGUUGAUCCCAUUUGGAGUCUUGCUUUACACCACCGUGGGGGGCUUGAAGUCUACUUUCCUUACCGACUUUGUCCAUUCAUUCAUUGUCUUAAUUGUCUUGUGCUAUAUCUCCACUGCUAUUUUGCAAAACGAACAAAUUGGAGGCAUUGGCGGUCUUUAUGAUUUGGCCGUUCAACAUGACGGUAAGCGGUACAUCGAGGGUAAUUACAAGGGCUCUCUCUUGACUGGGAAAUCUCAGGGCUCUCUAUUCUUUGGGUUAAUUCACGCCAUUGGUGAUUUGGGAUUGACAGUGAUGGAUAGUUCCUUCUGGCAAAAGAGUUAUAGUGCCAACUUGAAGUCUUCGGUACCAGGAUAUAUCAUUGCUGGUGCGCUUGUUUUUGCCAAUGUCUGGUCUUUGGGUACUAUUGCCGGGCUUGCCAAUGUCAUCUUGGAAGACAGUCCUUCUUUCCCGAUAUACCCACGUAAAAUGACGUCUUAUGAAAUAAACAGUGGAUUUGGAUUACCAUACGUUUUAAAAGCCAUUCUCGGAGAUGGGGCUCUUGGUGCAUUGUUGCUCAUCAUAUACCUUGCCGUCACUUCAACCGUCAGUGCCCAGAUGAUUUCUGUCAGUAGUAUCAUCUCCUUUGAUAUUUACAAGAAGUACAUCAACCCAAAUGCUAAAAACAAACAAUUGAUUCGGGUUUCCCAUCUUGGAGUGAUCUUUUUCGGACUUUUUUCAGCCGGGUUCUCAGUUAUGCUUCAUUUUGCCGGCGUUGAUAUGACAUGGAUGUCAUAUUUCUACUCCAUGCUUAUCUGUCCUGGGGUUAUCCCAUUGGUGCUUACCAUAACUUGGUCAAGACAAACAACCUUGGCUGCAUUUGUGUCUCCGAUAGUUGGAAUGAUUUCAGGAAUUACUGUCUGGUUGUCUACCGCAUACGCAUUGUAUGGUGAAGUGACUAUUGUUAGUACCGGUGAACAAUUGCCCUGCUUGUAUGGAUCUUUAACCACUGUUCUCUUGCCCGGUAUUCUCUCCAUUCUCAUUUCUCUCACCAUUAACCCUUCAAAGUUUGACUGGGCCAAAUUCAAGGAGUCGGAGAUCGUUGUUAUUGACGAAGAGGCGACCAGUACUGAAAUCUCAGAAGGGUCUUCUUCCGAUUUGGAUACGCCUCAGAUUGAGAAGUUGGAAGCGGAUACACAAGUUCUUGAAGUCGAUGAAAGUGACAGUGAAAAGCAAGUCCUGGAAGAUGACAAGGAAAAUGAGAGAAUAUUCAGUCUCUACUAUAAGUUGGCUUACGGCUCGACCAUUGGAUCUCUUUUAUUGACGUGGGUUGCGUGGCCAAUGCCACUCUACCGUGAUUGGAUUUUCAGCAAAACGUUCUUCAUCGGCUGGACUGGGAUGAGUGUUUUCUGGGUUUAUUUGGCGUUCGUGGUGGUUGGGUUAUUCCCACUUUGGGAUGGGAGACACUCACUUGCAAAGGUUUUUAGAGGUGCUUGGAGAGAUUACAUUGUUAGACAGUAG